AUGCCCCGUAUGUACCACCGAGCACAGCUCGGUCUGCACAUCAAGCGAGCGCUCUGCGCUCACCAUGUUGAAAACCCCCAGCUCCGUCAUGUCGAUCUCGCCAGGUGGUGUUUCACGCGCUUCGGUGUGCGCCCCGACCGCUCCACUGUCGGCCGUGUUCUGAAAAAUGCCGACCGUUGGCGCAUCGACGACACCAACGACAAUGCCGUCCGUGUGCGAGGCGGUGCGUAUCCGGAACUUGAACAGGCCAUGGCCCGCUGGAUUGCGAGGGCGGGGCCGCCAGGAGUACCCCUGACUCUCGCGACUAUCCGGGACCACGUGGCGUACAUGGCCCGUGAAAAUGGCGCCCCCGCCACCUUCCGUUGUUCCAUCGGGCCACGUGGCGGGAAGGAAGAACAGCAAGGAGCGCCUCACCGUGGGCUUCCUUGUCAACGCGGACGGCUGAAGUUUCGUCCUCUCGUAAUCUCCAAGGCGCGGCGUCCGCACGACUUCCGCCCCGACUAUGAUCCGGAGGAGCUGUGCUACUGGCGCACCACUACCAAAGGAUGGAUGACGACCGCGCUCUUCACGCACUUUAUCGAGCAGCUGGACGCGGCGAAGUUCGCCGAGGGGAGGCAGAUUGUCAUCCUGAUGGAUAACGCCAGCAGCCACACUCUCACGACUCGCACGGCCGUGACCGAAGAUCUCUUCGGGUUCCGCACCCGCAAGCUCGAGAACGUGCGGAUCGUCUACCUCCCGCCCAACACGACCUGCUUCACGCAGCCUCUCGACCAAGGCCUGAUUGCGAUGGCGAAGGCGCGUUAUCGCGCCCAUUGGCUGCGCAAGUUUACCGGCAUGUGGGCGGCCGAGGGCGCCACGUCAGCGGCGGCGCGCUUCAGGCUGAACCUCCGUGAUGUCAUCGCAUGGCUGAGCGACGCAUGGAUGAACAUCCCGCCGCGCACAAUCCAGCGGUGCUGGUGGCGCACGGGGUGUCUCCCCCGUGUGUGGGCGAUGGAGCUGGCGCACGUCGGCGCCGAGGCUAUUCGCGACCCAGAUACCGUGGCCGACAUCGGCCUCGAUGGGGAGGUCAACGAUGUCGGCCUCCUCAUCGACCGCCUGUGCCUGGGGUCGAGCGCCAUGGCGCCAGCGGAUUUCGUGGCGGUGGAUGAUAACCAGCCGUGUUGCGCGGAGCCGGGAGAUGAUCCCCUCGCAAUGGAGCCGAGGGCAGCACCGACGCACGACACGUGGGCGCCUCCCUCGACAAUGCAGGAGGUGUACGACGACGCGAACCCAGCGUCGUGCGAAGCGCGCCGCACUGCUCGCCUGGCGACAGAGAUGCUGAUUGGCUACGCCAAGGCGACCUGCGUCACGCCCCGCGACCUGUGCGCGCUGUUUGAUAUCCGCAACCCAAUCAUCCGCGAGCGGAUGGAGCGCGCAAGCCCCCCGCUGAACCUCAACAUGACCCCGCCUCCCGCCAUGACGGCUGCAUCCACCCCUGAGGCCGAGGCCCCCCGUCGUCGUGGCCGUGUGCUUCCCGCUCGCUCAUAUCCGUUUCCAUCGAUGGCGGAAGCGGUGGUGAUUGCGCGGAUACGGAAGAAAGAAGCGGAGGAGCAGGCGUCGCUGACUCGCUCUCGCAGCCUGCUGGAGGACAAGUUCGGCGCGUAUGAGCGGGCGAACCGUCAGAUGUGGGCUCGCUCCUCGUCCUUCGCCGAUAGUUCCGGCGCUUCUCCAGACGCAAACGACGCGAAAAUAUUGUCGCGAAGUCCUCUCGGCCAAUCACCGCUUUAUCCUCGUGCCGUAUCCAACUCUUCGCACGAUCACGGUACGGAGGAAACGGAUGCGGAAGAAGAUUCAAAACGUGGGUUUGGGAGCUACACGGAAAACCACCUGGCGGAGCAGAGGGAAGCAUACCCUUCGAGACAAACAGGAGGUUUUCAGGGGGGCGACGGCAAUAAACAGAUCGAGAAUAGCAGCGGGGGAGAGGGACGUGUGGGCAAUGGUGGCAGAAUCGGCGAGGAGGCAGGCAGAGAUAAUAGGAACGGCAAGACACAGGAGUGCUAUGGGGGAGCAUUUUGGCGACAAAAAAGCGGUAACGCCUGGAAUGGCCUCGAUUCCACCUUCCAGUACUUGGGAAAAGGUUGGCUCUGGGGCGAAUCUAGAGAAACCAGUAGGAAUGAAGGGGAUGGGGGCGACAGCGGUGAGAACAGUGAUGUUACGGAGAGGGGGUGCGAGGAUGAGGCUUACGGCGCAGGGAGAGGCGGUGAGGAGGGCGAGCCUGGGGCGCGCUUGCUGCCGCACAUGGAUUCUAUACGGGAGGACGGGGACGACGAGGAUGUGAUACUAGCGAACGAGCUGGAGGAGAUCGAUAAGGAGGUCGUGCAAGAGGUGUUCAAUCGAGUCAGCCUGCUGCGCGCGCAGGUGCAGCACUACCGCGCGCUGGGCGGGUUUGUGCUGCUGAUGGCGCUGUUCGUGGCAAUGGUGUAUCUGCAGGCCGACUCCUCCCGCACCUACCAAGUCACCGCCGCCCACUCCGUCCUCAUCCCCUCCAACUUUGCACCGGAUUCGUCCAAUCGGUUUGCAGGAGCGGCGGACUUCUAUGCAUGGCUGAACAACAGCAUCAUUGAGAAUUUCUGGCAGGACCCGCCCUGCGGGGAUGGCCUCUGCGACCAGCCACUGGAGUUCCCAGCUUUCGGCCGCUUUGGCUGUGAGGCGGACUGCGGCACGUUCCCGAACUUGACGUCGGUGUCGGUCCAUUUCACGACGUCAUUUUCAUCAAGUGAAGCCCUGGCGGUGUCCUCAUGGAACCUGUGCAUGCAGAGCCCCAUCUCGCUGUGCUGGCACGCCCUCCCCCAGCCCUUCCCCGCGCUGCACGCCCAGUUCUCCCUCGCCCUCGACAUCCCCGACGGCCACUGGGCUCUCCUCAUCACCGCGCCCAUGGGGGGCGUGCAAGGCGUGCUGCAGGCACAGAAGCCGGGGUUGGGGCAUCUGAGUGGGGACGUGACGAUGGGGGCGAGUAACAGUGUUACGCUGGCUACCUGGGGCGGGUGCCUGGGGGGGGAGGGCUUGUCCAGGAGGGAUUCGAAUGCCACGCUGCUCCAAGACGGUGGCGAUCCGUGCCGCCAGGCCUGUGAGUCCGUGGCAAUGUGCCUGAACGCUGCGUGUGGGCGGGAGGUGGCAGCAAGGGAGGUGGCGGGCGCGUUUGUGGAUUGCGUCAAGAUCUGCCGAGCAUCGCCUCCCACCAUCCUGCAAUACGCCACUGCGUCGUGCCUUCAGAUCAUUGCUGUCAAACCAUCCCUCUUCCCCAAUUCUCUAUGCACUGCAAGGGAUCGCCGACAAACACAGGAGGCAGUUGCACCAGCAUCGCCUGGGCCAGGAAUGGUUGCUGCUGUGGAUGCUGCACAGGCAGCUGCUGUGGAUGCUGCACAGGCAGCUGCUGUGGAUGCUGCACAGGCAGCUGCUGUGGGAGCGAAUGCAGGUGGGGCGCGUUGGGGCUGGAGCAGCAUCACCAGCAGCAACGCAGCAGUGGCCAGCACCAAUGUCAGUGGCAACGCCGGUGGCAACAGCACCAGUGCUGCCAUUGCGGAUUCCAGCUUCUUUCCCCCACCCGUCCUCCGUCCGGCUGCUGACAUGCAGCUGCCACACCUGGCAGAGGCGCCAAGGGCGUGGGAGCUGCUGGGGUCCACAGAGAAGCAGCGCGUGAGAGCGCUGCAGGUGGCGGUGUCCCGGGCCAUCUACACCAUGGUCAAGGACAGCUGCCUCGCCGGGCCCUACAUGCUCGGCCUCUCCGUGCGCUACCGCCUGCGCCUCACCGCCUUCCUCUGCACGCUGCUGGGCGGGCCCGUGCUCGAGCAGCCACUGUGCCGGUUUGCGAAUUCGACGGGGCAGCAGCUGCUGCGCGCACAGGAGCUGUUUGACCACCUGAAACAAGUGCACCGCGGCGUCAACGACAAGGCAGUGUCAUCGCAGCAGCUGCGGCGCUUCAUAGACAUUCUCAUCGCCGCCCUGCAGUCCGUCACCACCAUGCCGCCCCAAGCUGCUGCCGACCUCUCCGCCUUCUUCCACCGCUUUGAAGACGCCAUCGUCAGCACCGACAUCGCUGGCUGCUCCCAAGGAGGCACGUGGCUGCAGUGGCGGGCGGGAGUGAAGCACAACACGACCAUCCAUGUGGGCGACAAGGUCACUUGGGUGUGGGAUGACGACCUCCCGCACUCCCUCAGAAUCGCGGGCAUGGGCGAUGCGCCGACGCCCUUCUUCCCGGGGUUUGGAGGGCACCGCCUGGCGGUGUCGCGGCUGUUCCCCUGCUCGCCCAUGACCAUGGGGGAGGACGACGACUACGACGACCCCGUGCCCUGCGUGCUGCGUACGUCAUGCCACACCCUCUCCCCCUCUCCCUCCCUUCUCCCCCUCUCUGCCUGGCGGUGUCGCCUCUUCCCCUGCUCGCCCUUGACCAUGGGGGAGGACGACGACCCCGUGCCCUGCGUGCUAAAGCUCCCAGGGGCCACCAACGCCACGUUCACAUACACCAAGGUGUUCACCCAACCGGGCACAUACCACUAUGAGAGCGGUGGGCAGGACGCGGGCGAAGUGGCAUCCUCCGCGUUCUCUUCUUCCUCCGCUUUCUCUGCUGCCUCUGCUGCGUCCACCACGGGUGGUGCUCUCCUGCCGCCCGCCAUGUCUGGCAUGGUCACUGUGCUCGUUCCGCCGCCUGAGGCCCCAGACCCAGCGUUCCAGUGCUCCCCCGGGUGCUCCAUGCACAUGCUGGCGGACGGGGUGUGCAAUCCUCCCUGCAACACGCCCGCCUGCACCUUUGACGGCGGUGACUGCGGCUGCAUUGACUCCGUGCUCGGCCCCGGCUUCUGCGCCUGCCCGCCCGGCCACGCGCGUCGCCACGAUGGAGCGUGCUGCAUGUCGUCUGCAGUGGGCCGAGACCUGCACUUCCCCUUCUCGCUGCAGCGCUAUGGCCCCAACUAUACUGAGAGCAACCGCGCCUUUGCUGCCGAGAGGAACGCGCCGCUCACUCGCUUUGUGGGGCAACACAACAGGCUGCUCAUCGGCAUAUUCCUCUACCAGGAGCGAUGGGGAGUGAAGACAUGCAACCCAGACCACCUGCUGCACCUGGCGGGGUGGUGCAGCAACGGCACAUCCAGGGAGCCCUUUGGAGUGAACCCGCACUUCCUGCCCUCCUCCUCCCUCUAUGACCCAGUAGCCGUUGCAGCAGCUGCCUCCACCCUGCUCCAGAGCACGAAUGCCAGUGCUAGUGCCGGUUCCAGUGCCAGUGGUGCUGGUGGUGAGCAUGCAGUACUGAACCCCCAAGGCUUGCCGUAUGGAUUUGAGUACCCCGUGGAGGGGUUGGAGGGCUACCCGCUGGUGUUUGACAUCAAUUUGGACCACCGGGGAGCGGAGAACCGCCUGCAGUACCUCGUGGACGGGCUGUAUAUUGACAAUGCCACCCGCAAGCUGGAGGUCUCUUUUAUCACCCACAACGGUGAGAGCAGCACAUUUGUCCUCACGCGCGUCACAGCCGUGGUCGACACGGGCGGCGGGCUCGUCACCUCCUUCUCCUCGCUCUCCGUGCCAAUCGACAUGUACUCCCAAUCCCUCACCUCGGUCUUCCUGCUGCUGCUGCAAGCCGUGUACGUGUUGGCGCUGCUGUGGAACGGGGUGGAGGAGGCGGUGGAGCUGCGGGGGCGAGUGAAGCGAGAGGGGUCCGUGCUCAGCUACUUCCGCUCCGGCUGGAACUGGAUCGACCUCGCCUCUCUCCUCCUGCAGUGGCUCGCUCUCAUCACCUGGAUUGUGCUCUGGCGGGCUGUGGCUACUAAUGACAUGGACCCAAGAUAUGAUGUGUAUGAGUCGCUGCUGGAGAUGCCGCGGUACUGGCAGGUGGCGGGGAGUGGAGAGGGGUUCAAGGCGGCCAUGCAGGAGUACGAGGACCUCCAGGCGCUCAUCAACUGGCGCUCCUUUUACUUUGCCCUGCAGGGCGUCAAUCUCUUCUUCCUGAUGGUGCGGCUGCUCAAGCUGAUGGACUUCCAGCCCUAUCUGGGCGUCAUCACUCGUUCCCUCGCCCUCGCCAUGCCCCCGCUACUACAUUUCUUCCUGCUCGCCUUUGUCGUCUUCUUCUGCUUCUCCCUCUACGGCUACCUCGUCUUCGGCGCCAAGAUGGAGCAGUUUGCAACGCUGCCCGACGCGCUGUUUGCGUGUUUCCUGAUCAUCCUGAACGAGAAUGCGACGGCCUACUUCUUUGCACACAUGCACGGGUGGGACCUGGUGGCAGGCAUGCUCUUCUUCAUCGCCUUCAUUCUCCUCCUCGUCUUCAUCCUCUUCAACUUCCUCAUCGCCAUCAUCGUCGACGCCUUCAUGACCAUCAAGGAGACCCAAGAGCUAGCAACAUCCAUAGCGGAGGACGUGGGCACCAUCGUGCGGUACCUCUUCUGCCGCCUCACGGGGCGCUACGCCUCCUACUCCUCCAUCCUGCACCGCCUGCAGCAGCUCGGCGCGCGCGACUUCGCCGCGGACGAGGCACGGCACCGCAUCCAGCGGUACCGCUCGCUGCAGCGCCGGGCCAAAACGGCAGUGGUGCGAGGGUUUUGUGGGAGGAAGGCUGCGGAGGUGGAAAGAGCGAAGACGAUGGCGGCGGGUGGGGCGGGGGCGGUGGCGGCGCCGCAGAGGGUGCUGCAGGUGAAGGGGCAGAGCAUUGAUGACAUCUCGCUCGCCAUGAUCCUGCAGCGCCGCCACUCCACGCAGGUGCUGCCGUACUCACCAACAGGCAGCCCAGACCAAGAGGAAAGCCUGACUGGUUCGGUGCCAGCUGUGGAGGAACUCUCUCACCAGCUUCUGCAACAGCUAGGGGAGAAUGAAGUCCUUUUCACCACUCCAAAGCCACUCACCAAGCCAAAGCCCGGCCUGCACCAGAUCCAGGAGGAGCUGGUUCACUCACGAGAGUCAUUGGAGGAGCUCAAGGCAAUGGUGGUUUCCCUUCAGGCAUCACUGCUGCUGGCUACUGCCAACGCGAGCGGGUUAACAGGCAGGAUGGCGGAAGCGGUGGUGAUAGUGCGCAACCGGAAGAAGGAGGAGGAGGAGCAGGGGGGCGCGCUGACGCGCUCCGCCAGUCUGCUGGAGGACAAGUUCUCCGCGUACGAGCGCGCCAACCACCAGAUGUGGGCGCGCUCCGCCUCCAACGCCGGCCCCAGUCACGACCAGCCGCGCGCACAUCACGUGCUUCCGCUCGUGCGGCCGUGGCGGGAGAAGCAUGAGGGCGGAAAGAAGCGCGGCCAGCGGGAGCGGAACUGCGUUCAGCGUACCCACGUGCCGGUCAUAUCUCGCCCUCCUGCCGCCCUCCGUUUGACUCCGUUCCCCUGUAGGCCCUGUCCGCUGGAGCUCCUGCGUUCUCACCUCCGCCACGCAUUGCCUCCUCCUCCCAUGACCCUGCACACAUCCCCGUGCAACCCCGCACAUCCCCGCGCACCGUUUUGCAUCCCCUCACACCCCUGUGCACCGCACUGCACCCCCGUUCCCCGUGGGCGCGCAGACGUGUUUGACCGCGUGAGCUUCCUGCGCGCGCAGGUGCAGCACUACCGCGCGCUGGGCGGGUUUGUGCUGCUGAUGGCGCUGUUCGUGGCCAUGGUGUAUCUGCAGGCCGACUCCUCCCGCACCUACCAAGUCACCUCCGCCCACUCCGUCCUCAUCCCCUCCAACUUCGCUCCAGAUUCGUCCAACCGCUUUGCAGGAGCGGGCGAGUUCUACUCGUGGCUCAACGAAAGCAUCAUUCAGGUGGCUCCCAUGCCUGCUUGCCCUCAUCAGCUCCCCGCUGCUUCCUUCUUCUCCGCGCUGCUGCUCUCUUCUGCCAUCGCUCGCAUUUCCAAUGGUUCAACCAUCUGCUGCUUCCGUCACCCAUGCUUCAUGCGCCAUUAUGCCAUGUGCCAGUUUGCCACAGUUUGCCACACAUGCUUGGUCUAUAUUGUAAGUGUGUGUGGAGUGUUCCCAUUCACCCUCUCCCCACCCUCCUCACUGCAGCAAUUCUGGCAAGACCCCCCAUGCGGUGACGGCACAUGCGACCAACCCUUCGAGUUCCCCGCGUUCGGCCGGUUUGGCUGUGAAGCAGACUGCGGCACGUUUCCCAACCUCACCUCCGUCUCCAUCCAUUUCACAACAUCCUUCUCCUCACCUGAGGCCCUGGCGUGGUCCUCAUGGAACCUGUGCAUGCAGAGCCCCAUCUCGCUGUGCUGGCACGCCCUCCCCCAGCCCUUCCCCGCGCUGCACGCCCAGUUCUCCCUCGCCCUCGACAUCCCCGACGGCCACUGGGCGCUCCUCAUCACCGCGCCCAUGGGGGGCGUGCAGGGCGUGCUGCAGGCGCAGAAGCCGGGGAUGGCGCGGCUUGGGUCGGGUGGAAGCGAGGCCACCACCGUGUUUCCCAACUCCAUGUGCACAGACAAGGCUUCAUCUGCCCGUCGGAAAGCAAGGGACGACGCUGGGGACGCACACAGUGGGUCGCAUGCGCGAGGGCAUGCAGAGGAAGUGCAUGGAACGAGGCACCGUUUCCACCAGAGCCGGCACCGUGCAGCAGCAGACGCACAUGCAGCGGCGGUGGAGGCAGCUGCAACUGCUGCACACAGGGAUGGCAGCGCACAUGAGAACCCUGUGCCAUCAUACCAUGCGACAUCGUACCAUUCGUCGCACCAUGGGGCAUCAUACCAUGAGAGUCACCAUGGUUCAGCAGCCUACCAUGGGUCAGCCUAUCAUGGUUCAGCGUUCCAUGCAUCAUCACUCCAAGGCCCAGAGCAGUACCAUGAGCAUGCGGCUCACACCCCCCAAGCCGCUUCUGCCCGCAACCCCCAUGCCGCUUCUGCCCGCAACCCCCAUGCCGCUUCUGCCUACCACAGCCAUGCCGCCAUGCCUGGACUCUCCGCCUCUGCUGCCGCAACCGCUGACCAGGCAGCAGCGGUGGGAGCGGUGGGGGUGGGAGGGGACCGCAUGGUGCAGGCAGCUGAUCUAUCGGAAGAAACCCUUGACCUCCCGCAUCUCUCCACUGCUGCCAACGUGUGGACGCUGCUCGGCUCCACAGACGCGCAGCGAAUCAGGAACCUCCAGGUGGCGGUCUCACGGACCCUAUACACGAUGAUAAAGGACUCGUGCCUUGCUGGACCCUACGCCAUGACGCUCACAGAGACCUACCGCCGCAAGUUCACGGCGUUCCUGUGCACCAUCUUUGGCGGGCCGGCUGAGCAGCUGGAGCUGUGCCGCUUCCGCAACGCCACGGGAAACCAGCUGCUGCAGCCGGAGGAGCUUUACAGACACCUCAAGAAGGUGCACCUGGGUGGCCGCCUUGUCAUAACCUCACAGCAGCUGCGGCGAUUCAUCGACAUCCUCCUAGCCGCCAUGCAGUCCGUGACCGCGCUCACCCCCGACGCCCUGGCGGACCUCUCGGCCUUCUUCCACCGCCUGGACCCCGCCAUCGUGAGCACGAGCACCGAGGGGUGCUCGCAGGGCGGCACGUGGCUGCAGUGGAAGGCGGGUGUGAAGCACAACACGACCAUCCAUGUGGGCGACAAGGUCACCUGGGUGUGGGAUGAUGACCUCCCACACUCCCUCAGAAUAUCGGGCAUGGGCGACGGGCCGAAGCCCUUCUUUGAGGGCUUUGGGGGCCACCGCCUGGCGCUGUCGCGGCGCUUCUUCUGCUCGCCCAUGAACGUGGGCGCCAAGGACGAUUAUGAUGACCCCGUGCCCUGCGCCGUCAAGCUCGCAUCAGAUGUCAACGCCACGUUCACAUACACCAAGGUGUUCAACCAACCGGGCGUGUACCUCUAUGAGAGCGGCGGCAACGACGUUGGCGAGAUCGGCGACAUUGGGGGGGCGGGGCCCUCCUCCGCCUCUGCCUCCUCUGCUUCCGCUGCCGCCACCACAGGCUCCUCCUCCAUGUCGGGGAUGGUCACCGUGCUUGUUCCGCCUCCCGAGCCUAAAGCGUGCUGUGUGUCGGACGCAGUGGGGGACAAUCUGAGCUACCCCUUCUCGCUGCAGCGCUACGGCGCCAACUUCUGGGAGAGCAACCGCGCAUUUGCUGCCGAGAGGAACGCACCGCUCACUCGCUUUGUGGCCUCGCACAACAGGUUGCUGAUAGGCAUGUUCCUACACCAGCGCCGCUGGAGUGUCAAGACAUGCCAAGGCUCUGG
This is a messenger RNA of Closterium sp. Yama58-4, 10142 nucleotides long. The record is from the annotation of a GenBank genome assembly. NCBI's taxonomy places the organism in Eukaryota, Viridiplantae, Streptophyta, Zygnematophyceae, Desmidiales, Closteriaceae.